Exophiala aquamarina CBS 119918 is the source of this 441-nucleotide messenger RNA. RefSeq lists its product as uncharacterized. The coding region runs from base 1 to 441 and encodes 146 amino acids. The record is from RefSeq and is a predicted model, not a curated record. NCBI's taxonomy places the organism in Eukaryota, Fungi, Ascomycota, Eurotiomycetes, Chaetothyriales, Herpotrichiellaceae. The transcript has 2 exons.
AUGCUUGCUCCCGGCGACGGUGCCUUUGAAGCACUAGAGACUGAUCCAUGGGGCGAAGCUCUCAACAAUGCUAGCCAAGAAGACUACAUCAGCGAUAAUCUGACGGUCUCCAUUACGGAAGACAAGGACAUCUUCGUCAAUGGCGCAGCGCUCAUCUACCCUGAUCUUAUUGUAGCAAAUAGAGUUGACUACCCUAUAAACAAUGUGCUCAACUCUGAAGCGACAUUUAACUUGCCCGUCAAUGGUACUGAUGGUGGUGUUCCGGCGUUCGAGGGGCCUGUGACUACCCCGGCGCCCACAGUCAUGGGAGAUGCCGCAAAUUCUGAGAGUUCGGCAUCGUUGACACUGGUCAAUCAGCAUGGGCUGAAACAAAGUCACAUACAUGCCAAAACGUGGGAUAAACACGAUAAUCUCAGUUUUCAGGCAGUUUCUGCAGAUUAG